AUGCAGGUGACGGAAUUGCCGGCGGAUGAGCCGCGCAAGCCUCGGCGGUCGCUGAAGUACGUGGCUUUCGCCGCUGUGGCCUUUGCCACUAUUAGUGUGUUGGCAUGUGCUGUGACAUUGCCAAUUGUGUACAAUCAUGUGCAGAGUGUUCAGUCUUACAUGCAGAAUGAGGUCGACUUUUGUAAAGUAAGGGGGUUGAAAUUUGAAUUUUUUGAAAUUUUUAAAACUAAAAUUUAAAAAAAUUUUUUAAAAUUUUCAGACCCGCUCCCGCGACAUGUGGAAAGAAAUGGUACAAAUCCAAUCAGCCUCAGGUAUUCCUACCAUCUCCACCGCCGACCGUACCAAACGUCAAACCUACGACGCACAUCAACUGGCCGGUCUAGGCGCAGCCCCAGGAACCAACGGUAACCCACAAGGUGGAUCGUGUUGUUCAUGCCAAGUUGGCCCACCAGGGCCACCCGGCCCACCAGGACGUGAUGGUCGUCCAGGUGCACCAGGAAGACCAGGAAACCCAGGCCCACCAGGUCGUGAUGGUGUACUAUUGCCUGGCCCACCCCCUAAACCACCAUGCCAAAAGUGUCCACCCGGCCCACCCGGUCCACCUGGACCACCAGGACCAAAAGGUUUGCCCGGACCACCAGGAGAGCCAGGAGCCCCAGGCCGUGAUGGUACACCAGGUCUGCCCGGUCCACCCGGACCUCAGGGGCCACAAGGACCACCAGGCCAGCCAGGAGACAAGGGACCACCAGGAGAGCCAGGAAAAGUCAUCAACGGUGCACCACCAGGUCCACCUGGACCACCCGGCCCGCCAGGACCACAAGGUCCACCAGGACCAUCUGGUCGCGACGGAGAACCAGGCAAACCGGGUCCACCAGGACCGCCUGGAGAUGCUGGAGAGAAGGGAGCGGACGGUCUGCCUGGACCACAUGGACCACCUGGACCAAAGGGACCACCUGGCAACCCAGGAAGCUGCGACCAUUGUCCACCACCUCGUACUGGCCCUGGCUAUACUCGGCGUUAG
Messenger RNA from Bursaphelenchus okinawaensis, 1021 nucleotides. The record is from the annotation of a GenBank genome assembly. NCBI's taxonomy places the organism in Eukaryota, Metazoa, Nematoda, Chromadorea, Rhabditida, Aphelenchoididae.